Molecule: messenger RNA, 252 nt
Organism: Oryza brachyantha (malo sina)
Lineage: Eukaryota; Viridiplantae; Streptophyta; Magnoliopsida; Poales; Poaceae
Product: defensin-like protein CAL1
Exons: 2
Coding region: 1-252 (83 amino acids)
Biological process (GO): defense response
Source: RefSeq, a predicted model, not a curated record
AUGGUGCCCACAUCUCGCCGCAUGGUUGCGCCCGUCCUCCUCUUCCUGCUGAUCCUACUCGUCGUCGCAUCAGAGACGGGGACGGCGAGGGUGGCGGAGGCGAGGCACUGCGUGUCGCAGAGCCACAGGUUCGUGGGCGCGUGCAUGAGGAAGAGCAACUGCGAGCACGUCUGCAUCACCGAGGGCUUCCCGUGGGGGGAGUGCAGGUUCCACGGCGUCGAGCGCAAGUGCUUCUGCAAGAAGCGCUGCUAG